Messenger RNA from Salvia miltiorrhiza (redroot sage), 2439 nucleotides. RefSeq lists its product as uncharacterized. The coding region runs from base 624 to 2258 and encodes 544 amino acids. Gene Ontology annotation, cellular component: cortical microtubule. The transcript is spliced from 5 exons. Gene Ontology annotation, biological process: cortical microtubule organization. The record is from RefSeq and is a predicted model, not a curated record. NCBI's taxonomy places the organism in Eukaryota, Viridiplantae, Streptophyta, Magnoliopsida, Lamiales, Lamiaceae.
UUUCCACUUGCAAAUUUCAUGUUACUUCCUCAAUCUUAUACAAUCAAGAAUGAAUUAUGAGCAACAUUUUCGAUUAUUCAAGGGGGUCUUCAUUCUUCAACACGGUCAACACUGAAUUUAUGUGUAGAAGCAAAAUUAAUGUUGGUGUAUAUGGAUGUACACCUAAAAUUUUGAAAAUUUCGAGGUAUACACAUGACAUACGAAUACUAAAUUUAAUAAGGAGAGUCAAUUUAAGAGCAAGAUCUCAUGAGAGUAGCUGGCCAACAUUAAAAAAAAUGUAAUUAUAAGCAUCAAAUUAAAUAAAAAUUAGAGAGAGAGAGAGAGAGAGCACAGCUGGUGGGUUUGUGUAAAAUUUGAGUGUCAGCGAACAUGCGCUUGCCUCCUCUCCUCUCGAGUCUACUGACUCACCACCACCUUCCUCUAUCAUUCCACACCCAUCAUUUUACGACGUCGUCUCGUCUGCAUACCAUAACUACUACUGCUCUAUUCAAACCCACAAAAGUCUUCCUUCUUCCGUGACUCGUUCUCUCUCUCUCUCUCUUUCUCUCACACACGCAUUGCGUGCUUCUCUUCCCUUUCCAGUCCACUCCACGCCCGCCGCACAUGCUUCUCCUCCUCUCCUCAUGAAUCGGACCUUGAGAGAAUCCGUCAUCGGCGCCGGCCGCAACCACCGCCGAGGCCACAGCAUCAAUGGAGUCCCCAAUUCCAGGGAUUCCACCGACGACAAUCUAGAUCUCUUCUCCAAAAGCCGCCGCAGCCUCUCCGUCGCCCCUUCCGACGAGCCAGAUGUGCCGUUGAAAUUGGGGAGGCUUUCGCUUGGAUCCGCGAAACCGGGGAGGACUGGAUUAGAUGAUUUAUUGUCAUCGGGUGAUGGAGGGAAGCACGACUAUGAUUGGCUUCUUACUCCUCCUGGAACUCCGUUGGUCCCUUCUUUUGAUGGAAAUGAAUCACAGGCCGGUCUCAUGGCUCCAAGGAGUGGUCCAUUGGUCCGAUCAAUCUCGACAGCCAAAGCUUCACGGUUAUCAGUGUCUCAUUCAGAGAACAACCAUGUGGCGAAACCAACUCGAAGCAGUUCGGUGACCAGACCUUCUAUUUCUACUUCCCAGUAUAGCACCUAUUCCAAUAAAUCAACAUCCAUUCUCAACACAAGUUCUGCUUCUGUUUCAUCUUAUAUCAGACCGUCUACACCUACCAACCGACCCUCAUCAAGGCCUUCUACCCCUUCUGCGCGUCAGACAGCAUCUAGAUCUUCAACUCCUUCUAAACCCCGUCCUACGCACAGUACCUCUUCGAUUGAUAAACCAAGAGCAACCCAAAAUUCAAGACCAUCUACUCCCACUUCUAGGCCUCAACUUUCUACAACCUUGAAUUCUCCUGCUCCUCGCACUACAUCAAGGCCAUCAACACCAACCCGUCGAAAUUCCACACCAUCAUAUUCUCCCGUAUCUGGACCAUCAACCCCUGGUGGGCGUAGUCUCACAAACGGGAAAACUGCUACUUCAGUUUCACGACCAAGCUCCCCUGGACCACGAGUUCGGGCUCCGCCACAACCAAUCAUACUCCAUGAUUUUCCACAUGAUACACCACCAAACCUUAGAACCACUUUGCCAGAUAGACCAAUAUCUGCUGGGAGGUCCAGACCUGGUGUGGCUCUCACUGGAAAAGGGAAUGCAGAGCCCAUCACAAACAGUGCUAGCAUUGCUAGGCGACAGUCAUCUCCAGUGGUAAGCAGGGGAAGGCUUCCAGAACCCACUGGAAGGACCCGAACACCUUCCAAUGGACCGUCGAAUGAUGUUGUUGACUCAAGGAGAGAGUUGUCAUCACGGAAACCUGCAAAGACAUCCGCAGAUAGCACAGGGUUUGGCCGUACAAUCUCAAAAAAAUCUCUUGACAUGGCCAUACGGCAUAUGGAUAUACGAAAUGGAAACAAUGGGUUUCGAGGAUCGAAUCUUUUCCCUCAAAGCAUUAGAUCCAGCAAUCAGAAAGUACAUCCAGGUACAGCAUCCGGCAACAGAAGCCUGUCCGUGGCAGAAAACGGCAGCCGGUUUUCUGAGAGUGGCAGUGAGGAAGACAAGUCUCAGUGUUGUGCAAAAUUAAGCAACAUUGAUAUUUACGAAAGUUCCCGGUACGACAUGAUUCUUCUGAAAGAGGAUCUCAAGAACACAAAUUGGCUACAUAGUAUUGAUGAUAAGUCUGACCAAGAAUCCAUCUUUGAUAAUGGAUUUGAACUUCUGCCAGAACCAUUUGAUCCAUUAUAGCCUUCGUGACUUUGUUUAGUCCCGAAUUUUAUUAUUCUUUUAAUCAUGAAAUGUUGAGGGACAUGAGAAUGUGAUUUAUCAAUUAUCAUACAUACCCCUAUGAGGUGCAUAGGCAUUGUUGUUGUACGAGAUAUAUUGUAAAAUUUUAACAAAGAAACAAAAUAUUUUAAAAUUUUAAUAA